UCUGAUCCUAGAAUCGCCCCUGAAGAGGGUUAUCUUUGUAAGGUCAGUAAGAGCGUUUACGCCUCCAAAGACUUGUUGAUACACUGCCAAAACGCAAGAGGUCGCUGUGGAAUAUCAGGGCGACAGAUAACCACUACAAAAACGGCGCGCGGAAAUCAAACAAAGAAGAAAACAAACCGUUUCAGAGAAAGAAGUAAAACAUGAAACAUGGAGCCAGAGAGUAACAAUAAAACAGUAACAGAGGAUAUUUCCACUGAUGAAAGCGUUAGUUUUCCCCGUAUUACCGCUGUAGUAACGCGAUGGACGUUGGACUUCACGUUUGUGAGCCUGUGUCGGUAUUUUAAGGAGGGUAAAAUUGAUGAAUUCGAUGAAAUGCUGUCGAUUUUCGAAGGUAAGUUUUGCAAACAAAGUUAAAACUUUCAGCUUAAGCCAGUUUUUGCUUAAAUGUGUUAAAAUUGAACAAUCUGUGCUGAAAAACCUUUGGAGAUAGGAGUACCAACGUCUUACCGGUUUGUUUACAACCUGUAUUCACUAACCGGCCACAACAUUAGGAACACCGGAGGAUAAUUUAAUCUAUUUAAAAAGAUAAAUGCCUUAAAACUAUCCAAACUCAGACUAAACUGACCUGAAGAGUCUAGCAGUUCAAAAUCAAGUGAAGCUGAAAUUCAGUGUAACAUAUAAUAAAGGUGUGUGACUUUUGUGUUUUGAGACACAUUAUAACUUCAUCCAGUUCAAGAAAAAAAAAAUGAUUUGAUCAUCUUUUUCUUCUGUAGCCAUAUCCCUGAGUCCAUCUCUAAAGAGAGCCGCUGAUGACAAGAAAACAUUGAUUUGUGCUUUUCUUGCAAGAAUCCUGCACGGGAAGCAGCUGGGUGAGUGAGUGAGUUGUGCUGUUAAAAGGCAUCCCCGUUGUUAUUCUGUCUGCUCUUUACAGAAACUGAUUUAUGUAAGCAGAGAGUUUUCAUUAUUUGUGAUUACAGUUUACGCCUGAGGACGUUUACUCUUGAAACUGAUCCCAGCUGAGAUUAAAGCUUGUGCGGAAAUCCAUAAAAGAUAUUGAAGACAUAAGUCAAAGUUGUGAUGACCCAGAAUUGCAGAAAAGUUAUUUGAAGCUCAAAUUUGUGGUUUCAAGAAUAUAUCCUGUGCUUCUACGCCUUUUAAAAUGUAUAUGUACAACUUUAGACAUAGACUGCUUAGCAAGUAGGGGAGAGUGGGGUAAGAUGAGCCAUUUUUCAUAUUUCAGAUCACCACAUCAAGGCAAUCAUAGUUUUGUCUCUAACUAGUGUAUCUGCAUAAAUUGAAGAUGUUGUUCAUCCCUGCAAACCAACAGAAUGAGUGUAAACAGAACUGUCUUGAUAAUAUAGCAUGCCAAAAAAGUGGUCUCCUAUGGUCAACUUACCCUGUGUAUGGGGUAAGUUGACCAUAGGAGCGGGGUAAGUUGAGCCGUAUCCCUGCUACCCCCCACUCUCCACCGCAGCCCUCCCUCACCUUCUCUCUCCAUAAAUAACAGUCACUUCUUCACAUUUAUGUUUAUUUUUAUCUAUUAUAUGUUUUUCAACUGGUACAAUAAUUCUUUUUAUUAUUAUUGCAUAUAACUGCUAAAAAGCUGUUUUGUAAAAAGUCAUUUUAACAUGAGGAUGCCUUUAAGUGAUUCAGAACAUUCACAGCUGUAUUUUUGAAAAGAGAAAGUAAAACAUUUCAACAAUCUGAACUGAAACUGAUCCUUUCAUCAGACUCCUUUACUUUCUCAGUUGAGCCAAAUGGCUUAAUUUACCCCAGAACUACUAUGAUGACUUUAUUAGUCCUCUAAGCUAAAAUGGUGGACUUUUAUGUUAGGUUUUUGACCUUGUGUUGAAGCUAUGUAUUUUUAUGCACUGUUUUUCCCCCAGAUGUCCAGUAUGAGGAGGACGCCAAUGUGACACCUCUGGUAUCUGCAGCAAAUAUCUGGUCAGACCUGAAAGACUCUGUGGCAGACAAAAAGUUAGUCCAAAACGUUGGCCUCCUCUUGCUUGUCCAGGUAAUCAAAUAUCAUACAUGUGGCUUUAAAUGUGCGCUAAUAGACACAUUUUUUUCAGUGUAAUUCAAAGGAUACUAAUGCUCUAAUGACACAAAAGAAUGCUUUGACGUCCUCCAAAUGUUCAUCACUGGUGUGUUUUCAUCUUUCUUAGUCUGUGGCUGUGUGUUUGGAGAAAGGCCAAAGAUCCUCGGCCUCCUCUGCCCUCAAGUGGUUUGAAGAAAACUAUGAAUUUCCAGAGGUCUGUCCUCAAAUGUCCUUUUAAUAAGACAGGGUCAAUACUGGAACAUCUUGUGGCCUUAGUGAUUUCAAAGCUUGACUGAUGACAUUUUUCAACAGAGCUUUAGGUCGAAACUCUUGAAGAUCAUGACAGAGAGAGAAACUUACCAUCCACUCCUUACAAGCUUCAGCUUCAGCCGCCUGAAGGAGACAAUACAGUCCUUUCUGGAUGAUUACUUGGAGAAGAAUCCAUCUGACUACCUUCUUAAGGUAUGAGACAGCACUUAGUAUUGUGUACAUCUUCAGUGACUUGUCUUUUUGCCAGAAAAAAAAGCAAAACUUUUGCUAUUUGAUUAACAGUUAAUCGUUCUAAUGUGUAGUUAAACAUUUGCUGAAUCUGACUCUUUCAAAGGGAAGAUUUGCUUUUUGUGUGUGUCAUUUCUUUGUGUAUUGAGCCAGUAAUUUGAUCCAAAAAUCUAUUAGGGCUAGAGGAUAUCAUGGGGCGUUUUUUUUACACAUUUUCUGCUCCUCUACACACGGCACCUUUUAUCAUUUAAUUGGGGAAAAAAAAGAAUCUAUUCAUCCAUCCUAUUUUCUCCUCCUUAUGGUGGUUAAGUUGUUGCCGCAGAAGGCAGAGCAAGUAGACCCAGGCAUCCCUCUCCUCUGCAAUGUUUUCCAGUUCCUCCAGGGCGAUUCCCAGACCAGAUGGGUAUGUAAUCCCACCAGUGAGUUUUGGGUUUACCCUGGAGUCUGCUGCACAAGCCCAAAAAACUCUUAGUAAAGUCAUUCAGAAGGCAUCCUUAUAAAACCAGCCACCCAAACUGCCUCUCUUUGGUGCAGAGGAGUCAGGGCUCUGCUCCAGGCUCCCCCCUGAGGGCUCAGCUCAGGGCCCUGUCUCUAGGACCCAGCCAGCCCACAGUGGGAACUCAUUCCCACAUUUGUUUCCAGGAUUUUUACUCUUUCAUUGACCAUAGGUGAAAGUUGGUGUGUAGAUCCUCUAGUUAAACUAAAGGGGAACACCAGGUCAACGCUCUGAGACUAGACCUGGAGAGGAACUGCACCCCUGAUAUGAUAACAUGGCCUUGUUGGCCCAAACUCGCAGGUGCUGGCAUGGAGGUCGAGGGGACUACGUGCAUUGAAUCAUAAGCUCACCUUUUUUGAUUUGAACUUUGUAAGCUAAGUGUUCUCAUCAGUUGUACAGUUGUUCAGGUUUGUAGGAUUAUUGCGAACUGCUGUUGCAGCAAAUCAGACCUGCACCUUAACUUGUACCCCAGGGAAGGAUUAUUCAAUUACGUCCUGGUAAGAAUACAAAUGUACAGGCAUGUGUGCCUAGUUUGUGCUGCUGGACCAAAGCAGAGAGGAUCAACUUUGACAGGGAUGAAAUAUUUUCUUGCAAAGCUUUUCUUUUUCCUACAAUUUUCUAAAAAUACAAAGAUAUCAAACUAAGAGGAUGAACCCUUACUUGCUUUAAAGAGAAUUAUGUGCUGCUUUAUUUAUUGCUUUAAAAACUGUAAAACUUUCUGUAAAUCAUAGCAAGAAAAAAGUGGACAAUGAUUUGCUGAGCUUUCUAUGUUGAUGCUUUAUUUUACUGAUAACUGGACAAGGUAUAACUCCAUAUCUCUCUAGUGUGUUCUGACCUGUUCAGCGUCCCUCUGAGUGAUGUGGUUUCACCUGCUGAAGGUGCAGAUGUGACUCCAUCAGUCACAGUUAACUGACUAUUUGUCAUCAAAAUUAGCUGGAAGGGCGAAGUGCCACACUGAACAGAGCCUUCCACCGAAUCUGAGAGACCGGCUCAUUCACGAAAGGUUAAAGAAUGAUUUACAUACAGCAGAAACCGCAGACCAAGGUUACACUUCAGAAGGGUAUAGAAAUGACAGGCUUCAUUAGUUAUGUUCUCACAUGGCAGCGGUACUUAGUCUUUGAAGGAAACAGCUAAAGAGCGCGAGUUGGUAAAAUGGUUCCUGUUCAUUUUUCUGUUAUUGUUUGUCUCUCUAUGUACAGGCGGCUACAAAGGUGGCCCAGUCGUCAGAGAUGAAUGAAACUAUGGAGGAUGUAGAAAAGCAGGACAGCUCUCUGACAGAGAUGGACAAAGAUUCAAGUGACAGUGCAAAGUAAGAAAUAGAAAUAACUUAGAAAAGUUUUUAGUGCUUGAAAUAUAUAAUUCCUUUGGAGCACUGAACAAUGUUUUCAACAUUUAUUGCCUUGCAGGGAAAACUCAAUUGCUAGACGACCAAGGUGAGUAGAAGUCUCUUAAAAAAACAUAGCAGGAACGUUGUCAGGGUUACAAGUGUAUUUUCACUCUAUUACACAUCCACAGGAGCAGACGGAAGCAUCUGUUCACCAAAACUGCUGAUGUAUGGAAACCUGAUUCAUGCAAGAAAGUUGUUGUCUGCGUCACAAGACUCUCCAAGCAAGGUAUGUUUUAUUUUCCCUCCAGACAUCUUCCUAAAUCGACAUUUUUCCAAAAACCUGAAAGCGUACACCUGUGUCUGAAUGUAAAAAAAAAAGCUUAAGAUAAUUUUGGACCUCUCACCAUCAGAGUCCUCUCAGACAAUCCAGAGGACGCCAGCGGAGACUUCCAUGAACCAAAACAAAAGAAGAAAAGCUCGUCAGGUACUGCAUUGUUAAAGCAAGCAGCUCGUUCAUUGAAAUUAGUUUUUUUUUUUUUUUUAUUAAAUGAAAUAAAUUUAAGAAGCAUCACCACAUGAAGUGAUUUUGGUACUUUUUUUUUUUCUUCUAGAAAUGGACUGAACAGCUGGACAGAUACCUCGUGAAUGGUGUUCAACGUCACGGCGAGGGGAAGUGGUCUCAUAUAUUACUUGAUUAUGACUUUCAGGGACGCACUGGCACCAUGCUCAAAGACCGCUGGAGAACUCUAAUGAAGACAGACAAAUUUGGCGAUAGAGGACUCGCCGCUCCUUCUUGCCGAUAGUUAAAACCUGAAUGAAUGUGGGCCUCCCGUAUUAUCUUGCUUAAUAGUUGAUGCUUUCUUGCUGUUUUGUUUGCACCUAGAAAAUGUACCACCAGAGGGCGCUGAACACAGUGAAAUGAAAUGUGCUCAGUGCAUUGCAGUCUUGUUUUGCCUUUAAGUGAACUAAUAGUCAAUGCUUUAUUUAUGCAACCCUUAGCAAUAGCAAAAAAAUAAAUAAAUCGCCGAUGAAAUGUCCACCAGGGGGCGCUCCAAAUAGAAUAAUAAACUAAGCAGUUUGUGUUUUUUAGAAUCACAUCACAAAUGUAAAUAUUAUAUUUUUUGUUUAAAUAAAAUUGUUUUUACAAUGUUUGAAACUAACAUUGUAAACUGAAUACAACAGUGAUUUGUUACAAUAAAAGUGUAAAAAUUA
Xyrichtys novacula (pearly razorfish) is the source of this 5571-nucleotide messenger RNA. The record is from the annotation of a GenBank genome assembly. Lineage: Eukaryota; Metazoa; Chordata; Actinopteri; Labriformes; Labridae.